AUGGCUAAUUCCAAUGAACCCAAUUUUGCUCAAAGUCAACCAUCUCCUUCCAGUAAUAACAUUGAGAGUGAAACACCUAGAAACUUCAUGGUACAACAGCAGAGCCCGCCAAUCACCCAACCGGUACCGCAACAAUCACAAAUCCAACAAUUGAACAGGCAAUCUUCUAGUAUAUCAUCUUAUCCGUCAAACUAUUCUAACUUCCAAUAUGAUCAAUAUUCAACUACAUAUUCGCUCCCCGUAUACACAUACCCUCCUGAACAGUAUCAAAACCAGUUGUACACUCCAUAUCAAGCUAUGAAUUUGGCCCAACCUUCGGUUUACUCGCAAUAUACAACACCGCAACAAUCUCUACAACGCCAACAGUCACAGCAAUCGUUGCCAUUGCCUCCUAGAGCACGAACAACAGAGGAGAACGUUGUUGGUAAGACAAGUGAUAACAAAGACAAGACAUAUUCCUUCUCUCAUGCCUAUCUUGUACAACCACAGGCCAAGUCUAUGGGGCCGUCUUACCCGCCUCAAAUACCCGCAUAUGGCCAGUUUUCAGAUCCGAAACCAACAAACAGCGAAGCUAGAAAACCUACAAUGUCACAUGUUGCGUCAUCUAACCAUAUCAACAAAUCAGUUUCGCUAAUCGAUAAAGGCAAUAAUAGGCAUAUCAAACUAGAUUAUAGUAAAAUUGAUAGAUUGACGUAUGAGCUAUCACAGAAUAUGCUAUUGCCACCAUUUAAAAGUAUUAAACCAAAUAAAGAGUCAUUGAGGGAGCAAAAACCGAAAAGAUCCAAAAGAAAAUCCAAGUUUAGUAAAGAACAGGAUGAAAUUAUAUUACGUUUGAAGAAAGAGAAUAAAAAUUGGGUUGAAAUAGCAGAAGCCGCCAAAGUUGACAGUUACUUAGCCGCUAGGAAUAGAUAUCAAGUUCUAAUUGGCCAGCAGGGUGGUAGUGCUAGUGACUGUGGGCCUGAUGAUGUUCUAACGUUGAAAACAUUACUUGAUGAUGGUGAAAUUGAGAAAAUGAAGUACUUGACUAAGGAGUUCAGAAAAUGUACUGGUAAGUCUUGUGACUACAGGCAAGUUAGAGAAUUAAUCAGGUAUUUGUUCUGGAAGGAAGCUGGGCAGUUUGACGUUGGUGUCAACUACUUAGAAGAGCUACAACAGAAGCGAUCUGCGAGACAUGAAGAGUUUGGAGAAACCGACGCAGAGUAUGACAGUGAUGAGGACGACCACGAUGAUGGUGAUGAUGGUGAUGAUGAUGAUGAUGAUGAUGAUGAUGACAGAGAUGAUGGUUGUGAUAUUGGAGGACCAAAUGUCACAAAUGAGGAAGCAAUUUGUAAUUCGCACGUUGGUUCGGUUGGCGAUUCAAAUGGCUCUGCAAAUGACGAUACUCUAGGUGAAAUUGGCAAAGAUUCAAGUCUCAGUAACAACGAAGUCAGAGAGUCUCCUCGAAUAUAG
Molecule: messenger RNA, 1449 nt
Organism: Pichia kudriavzevii
Lineage: Eukaryota; Fungi; Ascomycota; Pichiomycetes; Pichiales; Pichiaceae
Exons: 1
Coding region: 1-1449 (482 amino acids)
Source: RefSeq, a predicted model, not a curated record